Paramecium octaurelia is the source of this 906-nucleotide messenger RNA. Lineage: Eukaryota; Ciliophora; Oligohymenophorea; Peniculida; Parameciidae. The record is from the annotation of a GenBank genome assembly.
AUGUAAUAAAAGAGGUCUGAUUCUAUACGAAAAAAUAAUUUAUAAGUGCACUAUUAACAACCACUUUAAUUGUAGUACUCAUCAUAGCCUAAACAAGUACCUAAAUAAUUUUAAAUUGAUAAAAUUGGGAAGGAUGCUGCACCUACAAUCAUUCCUGCAUUAAUCGAUAUGAUCAAUUAGGAAACUGAUGUGUAUUAUUUAUUUGACUCUUUUCACUCUAUAUUGAAUUCAUUGAAAUAAGCAGAGGAAGAUACCAAGAUUACAUAAAAGAACAAGUAACAUACAUUAGAUUGGUGGAAAGUUACAGGAUCUAGUUAAAGUUGGACAGGUGUAAGAAAUAUUCAACAACUUUCAGAAUCACAUAUGAAACAAUCAUCUCGUUUUCUUGAUAGUUAUAACAGCAGAGGCUCUGCAAUUAUCGAAAAUCUGAAACGUUAAAUAGGAGAGUUGACAGAAGAACAAAAGUUUAAGCAAAACUCUCGUAUGAUAGGCUUGGUUACAAUCAAAUUAUUUGAUGAAUAAGAACUCUAUGUUGAAAUGUCUAAGUAAGGGAGAACUUUGAUUACUGUUUAUCAAGUUUAAAAUAAGUUUCAUAAAUGUCACAUGGGUUUUUGCAUAUACAGUCUUUUUGGAGACUUACAAGAAAAAGAGAGCAUUAUUAAUAAAAUGUACGUAGCUAAGUGGCACAGAAAAAAUGGCAACUUUUUAAAUAUUGUUACAGAAUUUAUUUAAUAUAUUAUAAAAAAUGAAGGAGUGAGCAAAAUUAAAACCAAAAUAAACUCAACUUAAGGGCAGCUUAUUAGGCACCUUCAACAAUUAAGCUUUAAAUUAGCUUCUACUGUGCCAUUAAUAAAUUAAAUUAAAGUACUUACAUUUGUUCUAAUCUCAAAGGAAUUUAAAAUUUGA